Messenger RNA from Stegastes partitus (bicolor damselfish), 5467 nucleotides. RefSeq names its product SR-related CTD-associated factor 11 (gene scaf11). Bases 197 to 3925 code for a protein of 1242 amino acids. Gene Ontology annotation, biological process: spliceosomal complex assembly. Gene Ontology annotation, molecular function: RNA binding. The record is from RefSeq and is a predicted model, not a curated record. Lineage: Eukaryota; Metazoa; Chordata; Actinopteri; Pomacentridae. The transcript is spliced from 15 exons.
AACUCGCAGCCAGACCGCGAGACAUGUGGCUGAGACUUUCUGAAAGCAACGCUCCGUUUUUAGCCCAAAACAGUUCCCAGGUAGCGCUAUUUGUCAGCAUUUCAUAGCGGGAGUUUGGACGCUAACAACGGUUUAGUUGGUGCAAACGAGCCGCAGCUGCACUCAAAGUGGUGAUCAGGACAGCCUGGGGCCGGACAUGACUGGAGCUGGAAGUGGCGGCCAGGGCCCGCCUGACGGGGCAGACGCUGAGGAGGCGGAGAGAUGUCCUAUCUGCCUGGGCGUCCUGGCUGGAGGCGAGCUCGCCAUGCCUGACAGCUGCUGCCAUGUCUUCUGCCUCAGAUGUCUCCUCACUUGGGCAGAGUUGCAGACGGCUCCGUCCUGCCCCGUGGACAGAAGACCUUUCAGUAAUGUUUACAGAUGGGACGGGAAUCUGAGCUGUGUGCAGGUUCCUGUGAGGAAGCGCUCAACUCAAGCUGAAGCCGAGAGCUGCUGCUGUAGAAACCCUGAACAAAAAGUCUGUCUCAAAAGCAAAACCGCGAGAAGACCGAGGCGGCAAAAGGUGGAGCGGACGGCAGACGCCAAAACAAAAGGACUUGUGAGGAAAUGUAACGACGAGGACCCCUCUUCACUGAGCAGAAAAAAGGUGAGAGGAACAGAGUGCUGCACUUGGUCACCGCCUCCCUGUGUCUCAUUAACCACAUCAACACAGGACAUUGCAGAUCCUGCUUGGUUGGCAGAGGACAUACCAUAUGACACUGGAUUCCAGCAGUGCAAAUCCCAGGUGCAACAUUGUCCUUGGCUCUCUCCUGCUGCUCCCAUCCCUGCUAACGGCACCUCAAGGCAAAGCUUCCAUAGAGCUAGUUGGAACCGCAGCCCAUCUGGACUCAUUUCAUCUCCCUUUACCUCCAGCUCACCGUUGUUUGGCCCAAGUCAUUUUGUGUUUCAGGGUGUUGUCUGCGCCAUCACGUGUCCCAAAGGAGGAGAGAAGAGAGGCGGCCGAGCUUCAACCUCCAAAGCUCCCUCCAAAGAGGCAGAGUCUCUGCCAGCCAGACGAUCUGGACGCAACAGUAAAACCCAGGAAGAGGCUCCUGCAGCUGAACCUUCAUCACCACCACAGUCCAGUGUGUCAGACUCUGACUCAUCUGCCAGCCAGUCCACCAAGCCUGGCAAGGCUUCUCAGGUGCCAGCCAAGAGGAAGGGGAAACGGGUAACAAACCGGAAGGCCAGUGGGAAACGGAAAGCCUCCGCUAGAAAAAAACGCACUGCUGAAGUCAUUAACAGCCCAGCAGCAACCGACGAGGAGGAAGAGGGUGAAGGAAGUGACAACAAGGAGAAGGAGGAAGAGGAAGAUAAAACUGAACAAGAGCAGGAUGUGAACAACUCGGAACCGCUGCUGUCUGAUGCUGAAGGUGACCUCAAAGAAGAGCAGGAUGGUGUUGACUCUGCUGAUGAUCAAGGAACUGCAGGGUCUUUGAACAAUGUGGAUCUGGACAGUGAUGAGACUCAGGAACAAUCUAACGAACACAAACAAGAAGAGAAAGAGGAUGAAGAAGACAAUGACCUCUCCUGUCCGUCAGACUCGGCUUCUAACAGCCCUGCUUUGUGCUCUGAGGAUGUCCAGAGCAAAAGAGAGGAAGAAGAACCAGACAGCCCAGUGUCCUGUGGAGAAAAGGAUUCUGAGAAAAUGGGGUCACCAUCACCCUCUGAGUCUCCCAACACACUGCUGGAAGACCUGAUGUCUCCACAGUGUGACGAGCAGGCAGAGCAGCAUGACAACAUGGAGAUUUGUGCAGAGUCAGAAGAAACCAACGAUGAAGAAUCUUCAAAGGAGCCAGAAGCCGAAUCAUGUGAGAAUGUGGCACAGCCCGGGUCCCCCUCUGCUGGAGAGUCUGAAGAAAAUGUAGCAGACCCGGAGGCAAAAGUUUCAGAGGACACUGAUUCAAAAAUGCAUGACUCAGAAGAGCAUUCAGAAGCUGACAGCUGUGGGGAAGGAGCCAGGGACGAUGGAGCAUCCAAGGACGACACAAACGUCAUCCCCAUGGACUGCAGUUCACCCAUGAGUGAGCAUGGGAACGAUCCCAUUUUGGAACUUCAGAGUGAGAGUGCUUCUCAGGCUGCUGCACAACCUCUGGCUACACCUUCUGAAAGUCAAGUCACCAAGGAUGAGAGCGCCAAAGACCAGCAGGACAGAGAAAAGAGCCAAGAGAGGAAGAACGACAAGCAGAGGCGCUCUCGCUUCCACUCCCCAACCUCCACCUGGUCACCCAAACGGGACUCUAGGCGGGAAUCAUCCAGGCGCUCGCGCUCACGGUCCAGAGACCGUGAUGGCAGCCCACCGUCGAGUCGCUCCUCACGAGCUCGCAGCAGAGAAAGAGAAAGAGACAGGGAUCGGGACAACGAGAGAGACUAUUCUAGGAGGGACCGUAGUCGGGAGAGGAGGAGGCGGCGAUCAAGGAGUCGUUCUAGAUCCAGAUCCCGGUCUCGGUCUAGAUCUCGAUCCAGAACUAGGUCCUACAGACGAGGCCCCAGCCCCGAGCGACCAGUGUCCAGAGAGCAGUCUCCUCAGAGGAAGGAGCGUAGGGGCGGCUGGAGGUCUGGGUCUGGUGCUGGUUCUGGUUCUGGGGGUGAUGGACGGAGAUAUGGAGGCGGUGGCCGCUUUGAAAACGGCGUGCCUACAGAAGGUUCUCCUGAGCGCCAGGGCUGGUCAGAAAAUCCUGACUGGGUCACUGAAAAAAGUCGGGGUGAUGCUGAGAGCAGGAACCGGGACUUUAGCUUCGGUGGUGGCUCACGCUGGGAAGACAGCCGCAACAGUGGAGGGAGCAGAGGAGAGCCACGAGGCCGGGGCGGCCGCGGAGGCUUUGAACGUGGGCGGGGCGCAGGCAGAGGUGGAGGCAACCGCAGCUUCUACAACCAACAGGAAGAGUCGUCCGACAGCCGCUGGCAGCCCAGAAACAACUUCUCAGGUACAGGCAACAAUUCAGGGAACGACGCGUACAGCCGCUUCAAUGAAAACCGGGGCGGUGGUCGGAGGAAAGAGUCUGAGCCAGGAGAGUCUAUGCUCGACCGCUCAGGCUGGUCCUCGGCGUCCAGCUGGGCUGUCAGGAGGACGCUACCUGCUGAUGUCCAGGACUAUUACUCAAAGAGGGAGAGAGGAGGACCAGGAAGCUGGAACCGACAAGAAGAGGAGCAGCAACCAACAGCAGCAGAUCCCCCUAAAAGCGACCCUCCUCCCCCGGCAGUCCCGGGUAACGCUCCGGUGCCCGUGAUGAACAUGAUUCCUCCUCAUCCUCCUCAGCUGAAUGUUCUUCACCACUACCCCAUGCAGGGCCCGCGAGGAACCCUGCCCGUCAGCUUGCAGCCCGCGGCGCCCUACGCCAUGCCUCCUCAGGUCCCCAUGCACCUCCACCCUGCCGUGCCACUGCUUCAGGUGCCCGCCGUCGGCGCUCAGGGCCUCCCUCCCCCUCCACCACCACCUCCACCCAUGCAGCAAGGCAGCCAGACAGCAGCAGCUCAGCCCGAUGGCCACACAACACAGAUGGCAAGUACCAUGGUGGGUUAUGGGAAACCUGCCCUGCUUCCCACGCCAACCAAAGCAGGUGUUGCAGCAGUGACCCAGGGCCAGCUGGCACCCAGCCACGUGCUGCCAUCCUCUACAACUCAGCCAGGCCAGCAUAACAAGGCUCAGGCCGACAGCUCCAAAAAAGAAAAGAAACAACAGAUCCAAGAGAAAGCUAUAAAUGAAGUGAAGACAGCCAUCAAACCAUUUUACCAAAAGAAGGAAAUCACAAAGGAGGAGUACAAGGAGAUUGUCCGCAAGGCAGUAGAAAAGGUGUGUCACAGCAAGAGUGGUGAGGUGAACUCCAGCAAGGUGGCCAACCUGGUCAAGGCCUACGUGGACAAAUACAAACACGCCCGCAAGAAAUGAACUGCCGCCCUGCUGCUGGGCUGGCGAUGCCCUCACAGACCCAUUCAGCUGCUCAAGUGCAAUUUCCUCUAGCUGGAAUUCGGCCUCCGAGCUGAAAGACGACGGAGAGCCAACGUUUUCUUUUUUGAUAUCUCUACCUUUUAUUGAAUGAUGAAGAUUUUUUUCUAUAGAUUUUCAUAUUUUGUUAGAAAAGAAUGACCCAAUCAGAAAUUGUAAUGCAAGAGCCCUUUAUUUUGCAUAGAUCAUGUGACUUGGGAACUACUGUAAAGAACGCAGGGUAGCGUAGGGGGGUGGGACGGUUGAUGCAACGCUCAGUGGACGACGCCAGCUCAUGUAGUGGAGCGCCUCUCCCAGGGUGUCGGCUGGUACAAUGAAUUUCACUUCUACGGCAUCCUGACCGCCUAGCUUAUUAAUUGAAAAAAAUGUCAAUGUUCUUUUCAAAUAUUAUAUAAUAUUUCAGAUGAGAGCCUAGUUUAAAAAAAAACACAGUGCAUUGCCUUUAUGAAACCCUGUGGCCCAGUGACGGCCUGGCAUCCGGCGAGUCAUCCCACUUCGGGUCCAAUGACCAAUCAACAGUGAGUGUAUAAUGUAAAGCGAGGGUCCUGGGGGGGAUAGUUCAGGUGAAAUUGACCCCACCCCCUGCCUGAAUGUGUAAUAAAUGUCAAUGCGUGAACAUGAACUGUGCAAAGUAUCCAGAGAGUAGUGAAAUAAAUUAGCUGCUUCCUACUGUGCUCUGUGUGUUUGUCCGAGGCGUCGCAUGAAGGACUUCCUCUCAGGGUGCACUCCUGUCUCCAUAUCAACCAACACAUUAAAGAGCCCCAUUUUACACACAUUUACAGGUUUAUGAUUUUUUUGGGGGGGGCUCAACUAGAAUAUGUUUACAUGCUUUAAUAUUUAAAAGGCAUAUUUUUUCUUGUAUAUUGUUGUAGCAUCUCCUCUCACCCUCUGUCUGGAAUGCUUCGUUUCAGUUCCUUCAUCUUUAAGGUCCCCCCUCAUGAAAAGCUCAGUCCUCUGACGAAAGCAAGAUAACGUUGGUUAUAUGCGGUAAACCAGCAUCUCUGAGUAGAAAGGCAGAGACUCGAGAGUUGCAAGGAAGCUACUCGUUCUUUAAGUGUUUGCUAAACUAGCCGCUUAUGCAUAUUUGUUACACGAUGAUAAGGAAUGAAAGCAAAGCCUGGACUUCACCUGAGGUGUUUCAGGCUGGUAGGAGCAGUGGUUUCUAAGGAAGUCCCUUUGGUGUGGACUUGAGGCUUUGUAAGUCUGCAGACCUUUUAAAUGCGCAGAGAAGCUGGAGCACACUAAAAGGAAAGGGAACCCCCCCCAUGAAGCAUACUAUGGGCUCUUUAAGGACACAUCAGGUGCACUUCCAGCCUCGAGCCACUAGGUGGGCGCAGUUUUCAUGUGUAUGUAAAUGGGAGCGGAAACAUGCAGUACUUAGCAUUUUGUUUUGCUGAUUCUGUUUGAGAAUGGGGUUAUGUGUGCAUUCCAUUUGGAUGGAAGCCUGACUGUUGGGCAGCGAUGAUUAAAGUCCCUGUACACCCA